Messenger RNA from Grus americana (Whooping crane), 3143 nucleotides. It is a transcript of the gene TXNRD3, whose product is annotated as thioredoxin reductase 3. Gene Ontology annotation, molecular function: glutathione-disulfide reductase (NADPH) activity; flavin adenine dinucleotide binding; thioredoxin-disulfide reductase (NADPH) activity. The coding region runs from base 106 to 1920 and encodes 604 amino acids. The record is from RefSeq and is a predicted model, not a curated record. NCBI's taxonomy places the organism in Eukaryota, Metazoa, Chordata, Aves, Gruiformes, Gruidae. The transcript has 16 exons. Gene Ontology annotation, cellular component: cytosol; mitochondrion. Gene Ontology annotation, biological process: cell redox homeostasis; cellular response to oxidative stress; glutathione metabolic process.
GGGGUGAAGCUGUGGGUCAGUGCGGGCGUUGGGCGCACGCCGCUGCCGUUGGGCGCGCAGGGCGGUUGCAGUUCGUCGCUGCGCGCCUCAGCCGCCGGCCCCGCCAUGCCGCCGCCGGGCCAGACCCAGCUCCCGGACUGGGACGGCCUGAAGCUCCGCGUGCAGACCCUCAUCGCCUCCCACCGCGUCAUGAUCUUCAGCAAGAGCUAUUGCCCCUACUGCAAUAAGGUGAAAGAACUCUUCCACUCUAUGCGUGUGGAGUACUAUGCUUUGGAACUUGAUGUAACUGCUGAUGGACCCAGUAUUCAGCAAGUGUUAGCAGAGCUAACUAAUCAGAGGACAGUGCCUAAUGUAUUUGUGAAUGGAACACAUGUAGGUGGCUGUGAUUCAACUUAUCAGGCUUAUCAUGAUGGAUCACUGCAGAAACUUCUUGGGGAUAGCAAAGAUGCAGAACCCUAUGAUUAUGACCUCAUUAUUAUUGGUGGUGGCUCAGGUGGACUUGCGUGUUCCAAGGAAGCUGCUGCUUUGGGAAAGAAAGUAAUGGUAUUAGAUUAUGUUGUUCCAACACCUCUCGGAACCUCAUGGGGACUUGGUGGCACGUGUGUAAAUGUAGGUUGCAUUCCUAAGAAGCUAAUGCAUCAAGCAGCGCUUCUGGGUCAGGCGCUCCAAGAUUCAAGGAAAUAUGGGUGGCAGUAUGAAGAACAAGUGAAACAUAACUGGGGGAUCAUGGUAGAAGCAAUUCAAAACUACAUUGGUUCUUUAAACUGGGGCUAUCGAGUGUCCUUAAGAGAGAAGUCCGUGACAUACCUCAAUUCUUACGGAGAAUUCAUUGAACCACACAAAAUUAAGGCAACUAAUAGAAAAGGACAAGUAACCUAUCACACAGCAGAGACUUUUGUCCUGGCAACAGGAGAAAGGCCUAGAUAUCUGGGUAUCCCUGGAGAUAAAGAAUACUGUAUUACAAGUGAUGACCUCUUCUCCCUGCCUUACUGCCCUGGCAAAACUCUAGUUGUGGGUGCUUCCUAUGUGGCUCUGGAGUGUGCAGGAUUUCUUGCUGGUCUAGGUCUGGAUGUCACAGUGAUGGUGCGUUCCAUACUCCUUCGGGGCUUUGACCAAGAAAUGGCAGAAAGAGUAGGUGCUCACAUGGAAACACACGGCGUAAAGUUCAUAAGGAAGUUUGUACCUGUUCAGGUUGAACAGCUGGAGGAGGGCAUGCCUGGAAGACUGAAAGUGACAGCAAAGUCUACUGAGGGACCAGAAAUCUUUGAAGAAGAAUAUAACACUGUUUUGAUAGCCAUUGGUCGUGAUGCAUGUACCAGAAAUAUUGGUUUAGAGACAAUUGGUGUCAAAAUCAAUGAGAAGAAUGGGAAAGUGCCUGUAAAUGAUGAAGAACAAACCAAUGUGCCUUAUGUUUAUGCUAUUGGAGAUAUAUUGGAUGGAAAGCUUGAACUUACUCCAGUUGCCAUUCAAGCAGGGAAACUGCUAGCCCGCAGGCUUUAUGGUGGUAGUUCCACAAAGUGUGACUAUAUCAAUGUACCAACGACAGUGUUUACUCCUUUAGAGUAUGGCAGCUGUGGGUUAGCUGAAGAAACAGCCAUAGAAGAAUAUGGAAAGCAAAACUUGGAGGUUUAUCACAGUUUGUUCUGGCCACUUGAAUGGACAGUACCAAGCAGAGAUAACAAUACUUGUUACGCAAAGAUAAUCUGCAGUAAACGUGACAACAAUCGUGUGAUAGGAUUUCAUGUUCUUGGACCUAAUGCUGGUGAAGUUACCCAAGGUUUUGCUGCUGCAAUAAAAUGUGGCCUCACCAAAGAAUUACUUGAUGAAACAAUUGGUAUCCAUCCAACUUGUGGAGAGGUGUUCACUACAAUGGAUAUUACAAAAUCUUCAGGACAAGACAUCACUCAAAGGGGCUGCUGAGGUUAAACCUGCUGUUUUACAUGUUUUCAUGUUGUGCACACUUGGUUCUGUGGAAGCCCUAAUACAUCUAACUGCUUUGCAGCAAAAUAAACAUUUGCAUCAGUACCACUGUGUGUAUUGCAGCUGGGAGUGGUGCCUUUGUGAGGCUUCCUCAGUAAGUGGUGUUGCAAAUGGAAACAGUAAUACAGCAGGGAAAUCUUGAACUGUAAAUCCUGACGUUGCUUGGAAUGAGCACUACUGUGCUUUUUUGACGUUCUGGCUCGGAACCUUACUGUGAGGUGAGCUACAACUGAUGACUGCCAUGCAAGGUUGGGAGAUUUCUUCGUCCGGUCAGAUGACUGAACUCCUCCUGAAGGAAACUCUUAAGUUGCACAAAUUAAAGCUAACACUUCUAGGCUCCACUGUCUUGUACAAAUGCCUGAGAUAGAGGACAAAUAUACAAUAAAUGAUUCUUGCCAACAGUUUACAGAUGACCGAUUUAUCUUUUUUGAUGCAUUUUGUUUUACUUAAUUGUAUAUUCAGUUGAGGCAAGACGGCACAAAUAGGAUGUAACGUUGAGUAGUGCAGUUCAAGCACUAGUCUCCCACCUCAACCACUCUAAAACUUCAAAGUAAUCUAAGGCAUCACUGUUGUUAACAUUCAUAGUUGGUUGACCUCAGGUGACAUCAUGUCUUUAAGAUGAUAGUUUCAGUUGCAGGCAUCUUGUGUGUCAGGGUUAAAGAACAGAAGUGGAAGACCUUGUCAGUUUGCUCUUGCUGUUUAUGAUUAUUUAGUGCUAAUAGUCUUGAACUUGGUUUCAGCUCUGUAAUGUAAAACAUCACAGAACCUAGAACUGUAAGUCAGUACUCUUUAUGUGGAGUACUGAAGUCUGGGGGGAGCAGGAUCUGAGAGUAAUCUGUCCCACUAAUAUAGUAGGUGCCUGCCCAUGAUGGUAGUAAGUGUUGCAUACAAUUUCGUUGAAGCAUGUGUUGCACCAGAGAGCAGUGGCUUGGUGUGCUAUCAUGCUUUGUGUAGUGUUGUGUACAGUCAAUACUCUGAAGCUUUCUUCCACCCCUAGCAUUCUGCUCUGGGGGAAUUGUGCUUGAAUUUGGCUUUUAGUUUUGUCUAAAUAGAUGUUUUGAAAGAUUAUUCUGAAUGUUGUAUGAUAGUAAAAAAACAGUUUUUAACUAUUUAAUCUUUGAUGUACCAUGGAAUUUGAAGUUCAAUAAACAAUGCAUACAACA